Camarhynchus parvulus is the source of this 693-nucleotide messenger RNA. It is a transcript of the gene RPS6, whose product is annotated as ribosomal protein S6. Gene Ontology annotation, molecular function: structural constituent of ribosome. Gene Ontology annotation, biological process: translation. Gene Ontology annotation, cellular component: ribosome. The record is from RefSeq and is a predicted model, not a curated record. Lineage: Eukaryota; Metazoa; Chordata; Aves; Passeriformes; Thraupidae.
AUGAAGCUAAACAUCUCUUUCCCAGCCACUGGCUGCCAAAGGCUCAUUGAAGUGGACAGUGGCUGCAAACUAAGAACGUUUUAUGAGAAACUAAUGGCCACGGACCAUUCUGAUUCCCUUGGUGAAGAGUGGGAGGGAUAUGUCAUCUGGAUCAGUGGUGGCAAUGGCAAAGGUUUCUUCAUGGAGCAAGGUGUCCUGCCUCACAGAUGUGUCUGCCUUCUGCUCAGGAAGGAGCAUUCCUGCUAUCAUCCCAGAGGAGCAGAGAGAAAGCACAAAUCUGUUUGUGGUUGCAUUAUUGAUGGAAAGUUGAGUGUCCUGAACUCUGUCGUAGUGAAAAAGAGUGAAAAGGGCAUGCUGGGGCUGACAGACACAGCCCUGUCCAAAAGGACCAGCAGAGUCCCCAAGCUGUUCAGCCUGUCUAAGAAGGAUGACGUUUGCCAGUAUGUUGUGAGGAAGCCUCUGAACAAGGGGGGCAAAAAACCCAGAACCAAGGCUCCUAAAAUCCUGACUCAAGUGCUGCAGCAUAAGUGCAGGCAUGUUGCUCUGAAGAAGCAGGGCGCUCAAAAGAACAAGGAGGAAGCAGCAGAAUAAAAGCUCUUGGCCAAGAGAAUGAAGGAAGCCAAUGAGAAAUGCCGGGAGCAAAUUGUGAGCUGGAGCUGGCUUUCUUUGUUGAGAGCUUCUACAUCUAAAUGA